AUGGGCUUGCUCUGGGGUAAAAGAUGCAGCAAGUGGUCUGCCAGCUGUCCACCCACUUAUGCAGGCGUCAAGUGGAACAAGGAGGACACGAUGUCCGACAGCAAGGAGUGGGCCACGCUCAGCCCGGAGGAGUUCACCCAGCUGCAGAAGUACAUUGAUUAUACCAACAAGAAAGUGCAGGAUGUCCUUCAGGAAUUCUAUGGAGAGGGUACAUUGUCCAGGCACUUGCAGGGAGAUUCAAUAGACUUUGAGGGUUUCAAGCUCUUCCUAAAAACCUACUUGGAGGCAGACGAGAUCUCCGAUGAACUUUGCCGCCACCUCUUCAUGUCCUUCCAGACAACGGCAGGGCAGGACACAACAGAGGCGACAGAGCUGUCUGCCUGUGGCUUUGUUUGCGUCAAUGAUGUCUCCUGUUACUUCUCGCUGCUGGAAGGUGGGAGGCCAGAGGACAAGCUUGAAUUCACCUUCAAGCUGUAUGACAAAGAUGGCAACGGCCUGCUCGACAGUUCAGAGGUGGAUCGCAUUAUCACGCAGAUGAUGCGGGUGGCUGAAUAUCUGGAAUGGGAUGUCACUGAACUUAAACCGAUUCUCCAGGAGAUGAUGCGAGAGAUUGACUAUGACGGCAGCGGCACAGUGUCUCUGUCCGAGUGGCUCCGUGGGGGUGCCACAACUGUCCCCCUUCUGGUGCUGCUGGGGUUGGAAGCUACCAUGAAAGACGAUGGACAACACUUAUGGCGCCUGAAGCACUUUAACCGCCCGGUUUACUGCAACGUGUGUGAGACGCUUCUUUUGGGGUUGCGCAAGCAGGGUCUGCGCUGCAACUUCUGCAAGUUCACCGUUCAUGAGCGCUGUGCCCGCAAGGCCCCGCCAAGCUGUAUCAGCACUUAUGCCAAGAGCCGCCGCGACACUAGUGCCCAAGCCCAUGUCUGGGUCAGAGGUGGUUGUGAUGGCAAUAAAUGUGACCGGUGCCAAAAGAAGAUCAAGAGUUUUCAAAGCCUGACAGGCAUGACCUGUGCCUGGUGCCAUCAGAAGAUCCAUGAUGAGUGCAUGAACCUCAUGUCUUCAACGUGUGACUGCGGGAUCCUCAGGGACCAUAUUCUGCCACCUUCAGCAAUCUACCCUGUUGUGCUGGAGAGGCAGAACAGUCAGAAGAAUGGCAUCUGCGGCACCCCUUCGGAAGAGCCAGCUCAACCCUUCACCACCCCUGAGGGACAGGCAUUACGAAUCAUCCCAGUGCCUGACACUCACCCCUUGCUUGUCUUUGUCAACCCCAAGAGUGGUGGGAAACAGGGAGAGAGGGUGCUGCGGAAAUUCCAGUAUCUCCUUAACCCACGGCAGGUCUACAACUUAUUGAAGGGGGGGCCUGGACAAGGGCUGACUUUUUUCCGAGAUGUGCCAGAUUUCCGUAUCCUGGUUUGUGGUGGUGAUGGCACGGUGGGAUGGAUCUUGGAUGCCAUCGAUAAAGCAAAUCUACCCAGUCGGCCGCCGGUGGCUGUGCUGCCUCUGGGAACUGGCAAUGAUCUGGCCCGCUGCCUUCGCUGGGGAGGAGGUUAUGAUGGUGAAAAUCUGGUGAAGAUACUGAAAGAUAUUGAGGCCAGCAGCAUCCUGCAGAUGGAUCGCUGGUCAGUGCAGGUGAUGCCUGAUAACCCCGAGGAGAAGGGUGAUCCUGUCCCCUAUGAGAUCAUCAACAACUAUUUCUCUAUUGGUGUUGAUGCCUCCAUUGCCCAUCGGUUCCACGUCAUGAGGGAGAAAUAUCCGGAGAAAUUUAACAGCAGGAUGAAGAACAAACUCUGGUAUUUUGAGUUUGCCACCUCUGAGACCAUCUUUGCCACGUGCAAAAAGCUCAAGGAGUGUCUGUCUGUCGAGUGCUGCGGACAGCCCCUUGACCUCAGCGGAGCACUUUCUGGAGUGGCUAUUCUCAACAUUCCCAGCAUGCACGGCGGCUCCAAUCUCUGGGGCGAGACCAAAAGACCGUUGGGGGAGGCAGCGGCCCGAAGCAUAGCAGGGGGGGCAGCACAGCCCCAGGUUAUCACUGAUGCGGAAACCCUGAAGAACUGCGUGCAAGAUCUGAGUGACCGGCGCAUGGAGGUGGUCGGCUUGGAAGGCGUGAUCGAGAUGGGACAGAUCUACACAGGGCUGAAGAGCGCAGGCAAGCGUCUGGCAAAGUGCUCUGAAAUCAUGCUGCGGACCUUGAAGCACCUCCCCAUGCAGAUUGAUGGAGAACCUUGGAUGCAAGCACCGUGCACAAUCAAGAUAACCCACAAGAACCAAGCCCCGAUGCUCAUUGCACCGCCUCCACGAUCCUCCAGCUUCUUUGGCCUGAAGAAGGGACCGCAGGAGCCCUGAAGGAGUGCCGGCGCCUGUCGGGGAACAGCA
Molecule: messenger RNA, 2376 nt
Organism: Euleptes europaea (tarantolino)
Lineage: Eukaryota; Metazoa; Chordata; Lepidosauria; Squamata; Sphaerodactylidae
Gene: DGKA
Product: diacylglycerol kinase alpha
Exons: 24
Coding region: 1-2346 (781 amino acids)
Biological process (GO): intracellular signal transduction; lipid phosphorylation; diacylglycerol metabolic process
Cellular component (GO): plasma membrane
Molecular function (GO): ATP-dependent diacylglycerol kinase activity; calcium ion binding
Source: RefSeq, a predicted model, not a curated record